UUAGCGGCUGCCGUACUUUGCUAAACGCGUGUAGGCUAUAAACUUGGCUAACAUGCUAAAGUUCUGAUGGGGUAGCAUGUGACACUUGUAUGUAUAUUUUUCAUAUAUUACGGUAGGAUAUUCUGCGCAUUUAUAAUAUUGACCAUCACUAAUUUUACACUUUUAAUCAGCAGAAUCCGAAUUAUAAUGAAUAAAUAAAUAAAUAAGCAGCAGUGUUGAGUGGCUAGGGCUAGCCUACAGCUAACUAACCACAGCUGGGUGAGAGUGAGCACUGAGUGUCACUGAAGUGUACAAGUAUCUGUAGACUUUGCUUUAGGCUUCUUCACUCCAUCAUGAGUGACUGUGGUGGUGAUGAUGAUGAUGUGCCUCAGCUCUCGGCUGCUGCUCUGGCGGCUCUGCAGGAGUUCUACUCGGAGAAGGAAGCAGGACACUCGGCACUGACACACAGCUACACUGUGGGGGCCAUUACAGAGGACUGGCGGAUGAGCCAGUUCUGGUACAGUGAAGAGACGGCUACACGGUUGGCUAAGGAAGCCAUUCAGCAAGCAGGAAAACAGGGGAGAAUAGCAUGCAUCAGUGCACCCAGUGUCUACCAGAAGCUGAAGCAGCUGGAAUCAGAGAACGUAGAGGGGUCACACUGCGUGUCAGCCGUGCUGCUCGAGUUUGACCGUCGAUUCGCUGCGUAUGGUGACGAGUUCAUCUUCUAUGACUACAACAACCCGCUGUGUUUGCCCGAAGAUGUCCUCCCGCAGAGCUUUGACAUCGUCGUUGCAGACCCUCCAUACCUAUCUGAGGAGUGCCUGAGCAAGGUGGCACUCACAGUAAAAUACCUCACCAAGAGUAAAAUCCUGCUGUGCACAGGAGCUAUUAUGGAAGAGCAUGCAGGAAGACUCAUGGAUGUGAAGAUAUGCAGUUAUCUACCCAAACAUAAUCACAACCUCGCUAAUGAGUUCCGGUGUUAUGUUAACUAUGAGUCGGGUCUCCUCUAGGCUUGGAGUGGGGCCUGGAAGUAAAGCCAAUUAUGGACUGUUGAGAGUUCAGACAACUUAAUUGGUCCAUUUGUUAUGCGAUCAUUUUGUCUAGAUUUCAUACCUGCGUGGUAUGAUAUUUUAAUGCUUGACCAGCCUUUUUUUUUUUUUUUUUUUUUUAAAUCAUGAUUAACAUGAAUUGUGCAUAUUAUAAACAAUAGCUUCUUGGCUCUGUGAAAGCAAAUGCAUUUGUGAUGCUUAAUAUGGUAAAUAUAGCAUUGCUGUAAAAACUGUUA
Pangasianodon hypophthalmus (striped catfish) is the source of this 1264-nucleotide messenger RNA. RefSeq names its product EEF1A lysine methyltransferase 1 (gene eef1akmt1). Gene Ontology annotation, molecular function: nucleic acid binding; protein-lysine N-methyltransferase activity. The record is from RefSeq and is a predicted model, not a curated record. The coding region runs from base 333 to 989 and encodes 218 amino acids. Gene Ontology annotation, biological process: methylation. The transcript is spliced from 4 exons. Lineage: Eukaryota; Metazoa; Chordata; Actinopteri; Siluriformes; Pangasiidae.